Messenger RNA from Talaromyces proteolyticus, 1888 nucleotides. Its product is annotated as putative MFS transporter. Gene Ontology annotation, molecular function: transmembrane transporter activity. NCBI's taxonomy places the organism in Eukaryota, Fungi, Ascomycota, Eurotiomycetes, Eurotiales, Trichocomaceae. Gene Ontology annotation, cellular component: membrane. Gene Ontology annotation, biological process: transmembrane transport. The transcript is spliced from 4 exons. Bases 248 to 1774 code for a protein of 508 amino acids. The record is from RefSeq and is a predicted model, not a curated record.
CUUUCCACUUGGGAAACAUCAUCUAGACCCUAGUCUAGUCUCACCUUGCCUGCAGGUUGGGGCCAGCCGCUUUUACCGAAGCUGGUUAAUUAUUUCCUCUUUCUCCUAUUCCCCUCUCGUCUUAUUUAUUCUCCGUGCAAGGGGUUGAGUUUUGUACGACUUGGAGAAAAUUAUUCGACCCUUCUCUUCCUUUUUCAUUUCUUAACAGCCUUCCUCUUUCAUUGGUGAGAUCUUUUAUCUAUCGGCCAUGACAGACGCCGAGUCCAAAGCUCCCAGUGUUGGGGCGCAACAGGUAGCCUCGGGUAACCAGGAUGAUGCAUGGCGAUAUCUCCAGGAUCACGCUGCUGUUCAACAGGCCGAUGUCGAGUCCGUUGACCUGCAGCAGCUGCGCAGAAAGAUUGACUGGAACAUUGUACCGUUGAUGUUUUGCUGCUAUACAUUGCAAUUUAUCGACAAAGUCAUUAUCAAUUAUGCAGCCGUAAUGGGAAUCAGUGCUGAGCUGAACCUGGUUGGAAAUGACUUCUCUAAUGUCGGGACCUCGUUCUUCAUCGCCUAUCUGAUCGCUGAGGUGCCUAACACGUUCCUUCUACAAAAGGUUCCCGCUGGAAAAUGGCUAGGUGCUAAUGUAAUACUCUGGGGUAUUGUCGUCGCUGCCACCGCCGGCGUCAAGAACUACACUACCCUCGUUGUGGCGCGCGUCUUCCUCGGUUUAUUCGAAGCUACAAUAGGCCCAUCGCUAAUGCUCAUCAGUAGCCAGUACUACACCAAAUCAGAACAAGCUCCGCGCUUCAGUAUCUGGUAUUUGGGCCUUGGUGUUGGUCAGAUUCUUGGUGGUCUAAUAUCAUUUGCAUUUCAGCACGUCAGUCUUCAUGCGUCUCUCUCUGGGUGGCGGAUUAUGUUCAUUGUUUUGGGCCUGAUCACAUCUCUAAUCGGUUGCUUAACUUUCUUCUUCAUCCCGGAUACUCCAAUGAAAGCGCGUUUCCUUAGCGAAGUAGAGAAGGUUGCGCUCUUGAAACAUAUCAGCUCGAAUAAAACCGGAAUUUGGAAUACCAAAUUUGAGAUAAAACAGAUUAUUGAAGCUCUUCUUGACCCCCAGCUGUGGUUGUUGACCUUGAUGGUUAUCCUACAAUCCGUUUCCUCCGGUGUUGUGACUACCUACUCAUCAACUCUCAUCCGCAACUUAGGCUUCAGUCCCCAGCACUCUGCACUGCUCAACAUGCCUAGCGGUAUAGUCAGUAUUUUCUUCACCUUGCUCGUCGGAUUCGGUAUACGUCGGGCCAGCCACCGUUGGGCCUGGGUAUUCAUGUGUAGCAUUCCAGGAAUCAUUGGUGGUGGUCUUAUGUCGUUUCUGCCAAAGUGGGAUACAGCCGGUUUAUUAAUCGGCGUCUAUCUCGUUAAUGCCAUUGUGGCACCCUUGCCGAUAAUCUAUCACUGGACCGCCGCCAAUUGCGCAGGCUAUACAAAACGGGCAUUUGCCAGUGCACUUGUAGCAGGCUCUUUUUCUGUGGGUAAUAUCAUAGGACCACAAACCUUUCAAGUAAAGGAUGCCCCGGAUUAUCGGCCAGCUAAAAUUGCUGUUCUGGCAACUCAGGCUGCAGCUGGUGUUCUAGCCAUCGUUCUAUUUAUUUAUUAUGUUUGGGAGAACAAACGACGGGAUGCUCAAACUAAUGUGCAAGCGGAAAUUGAUCCUCCAUCUGAUGAAUCUUCUGUCAAGGCUGUCGAUUGGUCCGGGUUGACUGACAAGGAGAACUCCAGUUUUCGCUAUGUUUAUUAAUGAGCAUGUCUCAAUUCCACUAGUUCGAUAGGCAAGUCUAUUGCUAGGAAAGAGUCUGUGUGUAUAUAUCUAUAGAUUUCCAAGUCAGCAAUAAUACUAGUGUUUAUUACAUCC